Molecule: messenger RNA, 922 nt
Organism: Saprolegnia parasitica CBS 223.65
Lineage: Eukaryota; Oomycota; Saprolegniomycetes; Saprolegniales; Saprolegniaceae
Exons: 9
Coding region: 26-922 (298 amino acids)
Source: RefSeq, a predicted model, not a curated record
GUGGACUGUCCCUUAAAGAUCGGGCAUGAGCGACGAGGCCGACGUCUGGUCGCAUGGCGAUGAGGAUCAAGACGACGACGACGGCGUCGAGGAUGAGGCAGCCGACGACGGCGAGGUAGACGACGACGACGGCGGCGCCAACCUCUUUGACGCAUUCGAGGCCUUCCACCUCCAAGCCUCCAAGCGCAUCGCUGUCUUGCUGCAACUGACGAACGACAAGAUCCAUGCGGUGAGCGACGCAGCCCACCCGACGCCCUGCCUCACCAACGCCGACGACGACUGCUACCGGCACUGGUCGGAAGGCGCGCCCUACCUCCGCGUCACGGGUCAUGGCAUGCUGCAUCCGCCGCUGGCCGCCGAGGAGCUGCCAGAGUGCAUACCGCCCGUGGUCGUCGCCACGAAGACGCAUUUGCCGCCGCGAGCGGUGUGCUUGGAAGUUGCUGGUACCGCGAUGCUCCUCAGCGCCAACGAGGGCCUCGACUGGAACGACGAAGAAGUGUUUGCAAGCGAUGGUGUUCUCGACGAACCGCUCUAUGAGCAUCAUCUACCGGACGAAGCAAGUGAUAGCACCAACGAUCUCGUGUCCCCACGCACAUCGCUCGUUCAACAAAUGCACGACGCAUUCCUAGAACGCCUUUGGCUCCAGACAGUCAUCCAAUGCGAUCCGAUCCUGCGCCAAGUGCUCCAGCCGCUGCGUGAGCCCGCACUCCCAACGCCGCCGCCAAGCCCAACACCGAGCCCGACACCAGCCAAGGACGAUCAAGACGAGUUUGAUUUGCACGGCAACGUGCUCACGUCCGUGACGUGUCAUGUGCUGCCAUCGACGCCGCGCUUGGCGACGCGACGUCACUACUCGCCGUCGCGACCCCACGUGUUGCCAUUGUUUGAGCCAAGAACAUGCCACACACCCACGUGCCUGUAG